Seminavis robusta is the source of this 3615-nucleotide messenger RNA. The record is from the annotation of a GenBank genome assembly. NCBI's taxonomy places the organism in Eukaryota, Bacillariophyta, Bacillariophyceae, Naviculales, Naviculaceae.
AUGGCUUCUGGGUCAUACCUAACCUCGGCGCAGCAGACCCGAAAUUCCCGGGGUGAUCGCAUAUUACCGAGAACAGCAUCAGGCAACAACAAUAGCAGCAGCAGCAGCAGCAGCCGAAUGGUUCACAACCCCGGGGGUAGCCAACGUUCGUUAUCUCCCAUUAAUCGACGACAAAUAACCAUGGGAUCCUCACAGCAACUGCAGGGUAGCUACCGCGGCAUGAAACGAACACAGACGGCCCCUGUACCCCCCAAGACGAGCCAUACAGGUCCUCCUACUGCUGCUGCUGCGACAAUGAGGCGCAAUCAAACCGCUCCCAUUCAUCAUACUACUGCUACAAACACGAAACCCAAACCACGCCGUCUGCUUGUCGAUUAUUCCAAGAAACGAGCCAAUUUGACGCAGGGACGACAAACCCAAUCGGAGCGGACCCUGCUACCCCCGAGGACCAAGUCGUUGGACCAACUGCCAGACAACCGAGGCUCCUUUGCCACAGCACACUCGUACCAUGAUCGUCCCAAUUCCGAUCGAAAUUUAGUGGCUACUGCCAGUUCGGCUACUGCUGGUCCCAACAACAUUCCACGGGGUGCUUUGAAUCGCCACAAUACCACGGGCACUACCAGUAAAGCUGGCCCCACUAAUAUUCCCAGAGGAGUGUUGAAUCGCCACAAUACCACGGGCAUGUCACGAUCGCAAAGUGCACGAGAAGUGGUAGAUUGGCACGUAUUAAAUUCCACGUUGGACUGGGAAAAAGAAGAAGAGAAAACCCGUCAAUCGAUUGCUUCACAGCAUGCGUCUUCGAAUACCCGAAGAGGGAGACGACGAAUACAACAUCAGCAGCCACAACAGCAAGAGAGCAGUAGCUGCUCCAAUCUCCUACGCAAGUCAUUCUUGACCAAACCAUUGGGAACCAGUUCCAGUCAUUUACAAGGGACAGAGUUUGAAUUUACACCCUCCUUUGGUGGGAAUAAUAGUUAUGAUGAUGACAAUGAUCAACGUGGAAGGCAGCAACACAAUCAUCAGACCAUUGCCAUUGCCCGAAGAGCUUCCCUGUCUCCCAAGAGAAAGAAUGUCAGUCCCAAACUGGCAGAACAACGCAAAAAAUCGAUCAUGAUUAGUCCCCAACAAAGGAAAAAUGGAUUGGCUACAUCGCCAGCGCUCAUGGACGACGAAUCCAUGCGAUUGGGAGAUGUCUUUGGGAGUAGCAGUCGCAUGGAUAAUAGUAGUAGUAAUGACGGCAACAGCCGGCGUCGACAACAAGAACCACAAGAAGAAGAACAACCCGCCGAUGAUUUCUUUUCACGCUUGGACAAGGAAGCUCAAAUGCCCAAUCACGUGCAGCCAUUGAAUCAAGAACGACUCUAUCGCAGCAUGUCUGCAUUGGCCAACACGUUGGUGGUUCCACCCAAACUAGUGUCAUUGGAGCAACAACAACCAAGAGACAGCAAUGUCAGUGUCCUUUCCAACGCUUCUUAUUUGAAAGACGACAGUCAUGAUGAGGACGAGGACCAGCAACUUCAACAACAACGAAAUGGCAGUCACAAUAGCAACAUGGAUGCUUCCGUCGGUGAUGAUGUCAGCGUCGCCAGUGUUGGGAGCUUGUCGUUUCGCAGAACGUCAGGGGACAAGAAUAAAAGAAAUGGGAGUCAUCAUUUGAAGGGAUCACUGGCGGGGUUGCCGUCGUGGGAUGGAGAUUUUGACAAUUCGCUGUCUUCUUCCUUCUCGUCUCAUUGGGAACCCAUGUCGGACAUGUCGUCGGUCGUGAGUAAUAAUAAUAAUGAAAUGGAAAAGAACCAUUCUCGACGAUCACAACAGCAACAGCAAUCCAAUAAUACUCCUGGAUCUUCCCCGACCAAGCCGCGAACGUUGGCGUCUUCCCCCACGAAGCAACGAAACUCGGGUGCUUCGCCUACUACUGGAAACAACAAGCAACGUUCGUCGGCUGCUUCCAGAAAAAUGAGAGUGUCAAACAAGGCAGCAGCGUCUACAGCACUAGGAAUCAAAGAAGACGAGGACGACGAUGAGGAAGAGGAUCUCCUUUUUUUGCCCAAAUCGAUGCAACCAGCACGAUCGCCGCUGGAUGAUUCUUCGAGCAACAACAAGAGAGGUGGCAGGUCUCGAUCUUCUGCAAAUAGUAGUAGUGCAAAGAAUGAGGACGUUCCAGAUUUGCUGCAACAACAGCAACAAGAAGAGAAUGAUGCCGACGAUGACGCAUCAAUUUCCGUGGACGAAAUUCACGAGGAAGAGAAGCGUGCUAGUGAACCGGGACCCCUUCCACCGCCCCCAGCUUCUACCAAUCUCCGACGGUAUCGUACGACUGGGGAUGAUCCGUUGCCAUCUCGGCAGUCUGCCAACAAUCUACGACGUCAUCAUUCGGGUGGAGGAGAUCGCCUCAACCGUUCCACAACUCACUUGAGGCGCACCCGAAGCAACGACGAAGACAAGAUGAAUCGCAGUUUCACCAGUGAUCGCAAUCGGAAUGUUUUUUUGAACAACGGCAAUGAUAGCAACAGCAGUGGCGAAUUCAACUUGCGUUUUGCCUUUCGAAAACAGCCAUCGGGAGUGGGUCUAAUGAAUGGCUCGAGCAAUUCCAUCUCGAGGUGCAAUUCCAGCGAUUCCAGUAUGGGUUUGGACGACGAAGAGAUGAAGAAACAAAGAAGGGAUCAAUUGAUCAAACAAAAUUCGUCAUUCAAAAAGCAUCGGAAGCAAGCGAGUAACAGGGAUCUGGUGAAUGCAGAUCUGCGGGACUCUACCAACAGCAACGCCACUGAGAUUUCGCGAGCACGCUCAGGGGCGAAAGGGCGACAGCUCUCGUGCGAUAUGCUCGGUUCGGAAUACGACCGGUUCACAAAGCGAGAACAGCUCAAAAAAGCUCAAUCUGCUCGAUCUGUGUCUCCAACUCCCCGACGAAAUGCCGCACUCUUGGCCAAAAUGAAGUCCGAAAGGCAGAUGCAAGACCCACAACAAAGUGCCAAGACAAUCAAGAAAGCAUCAUCUUCAUCGAAGCUAAUGUCCAUGGCCAUGCCAGGAUCCAAGUUCAAGUCCAUUUCAUCCUCGAAUCUCAUGUCUUCCCUGCGAGAUGCGCCCAAGAAUAUGAUGGAUACAAUGACAAAUUCCAUUCGAGAUGCACCCAAAAAUAUGAUGGGAUCCGUGACGAACUGGAGUCGUGGUACGAACCAAGAAACAACGUGGAGUCGCAACGCUGGCGAUAGGCCCGGUCUUGUCAGCCAAGGGUCGUCUCGUCGAGAUCGUUUCCGACGACAGAUGUCGCCUCGUCGGGGCGAACUACUUGGUUCAGCAGGACUUUCCUCGUCGUUCUCGCCCACCCGCCCUGCUCACAAGGCCAAGAAUCCAAUCGGUCGAAGCAAAAGUAUGGACGAGGACUCUAGAUUUGGAGCAGGAGGCUUCAAGCCCAGUUUGCCCGGUCGAGGAUUCCGAGAAUCCAUGAUUCGCCAAUCCUCCUUCGUUACAGGUUCGCGCAUUCGUCGACAUAAUGGCGGCCGUGGCGGUCUUCAUAAGAAUCAUCACAAAGAUGGAAGCAGCGGCUUUGAAAGUGGGAGCGACAAGUCAAACCUUCUACACUACAGCAGCCCCAACUUGAUGUCUCCGUUCUAA